CAAGCAUCUUAAAUUUCUACUGAACAAAAAAUAAAGAAACAAGUAAAAUGAUGGAUGCUCUCCUUGAACUAGAGAAGGCCAUGCUGGGCAUCUUCCUCGGAAUCAUGAUAGCCAUCUUCAUCUCCAAGCUACGGCGCAAGCAAUUCAAACUCCCACCAGGCCCCACGCCGGUACCUAUAUUCGGUAACUGGCUACAAGUUGGCAAUGAUCUUAACCACGGCAACCUUGUGGACUUCGCCAAGAGGUUUGGCCAUCUCUUUCUGCUCCGUAUGGGCGUGCGGAAUUUGGUGGUUGUUUCCUCACCUGAACUGGCUAAACAAGUACUCCACACACAGGGUGUUGAGUUUGGUUCUCGCUGUAGUAAUAUGGUUUACGAUAUCUUCACAGGCAAUGGACAGGACUUGGUGUUCACCAACUACGGUGAGCAUUGGCGAAAAAUGCGUCGCAUAUUGACUGUCCCUCUCUUUACUAACAAAGUUGUGCAAAGAUACCGGUUUGGUUGGGAGGAUGAGGCGGCUCGUGUUGUUGCAGAUGUUAAGGCCAAUCCAGAAUCUUCCACCAAUGGGAUCGUGUUAAGGAAGCGACUGCAGUUGAUGAUGUACAACAAUGCUUAUAAGAUUAUGUUCGGCAGGAGGUUUGAGAGCGAAGAUGAUCCCUUGUUAUUGAAGCUCAAGGCCUCGAGUUGGGAGCGUAUUAGGCUUACUCAGAGCCUUGAUUACAAUUACGGAGAUUUUAUCCCUGUUCUCCGCCCUUUCUUGAAGGGCUAUCUCAGACUCUGCAAGCAAGUUAAGGAUGAAAGGUUUCAGCUUUUUAAGGAUAAUUUUGUUGAUCCGCGGAAGAUGCUUGUAAACACAAGGAGAGUAGAUAACGACAGCUUAACGUGCGCCCUGGAUCACCUUUUAGAAGCUCAACAACAAGGAGAUAUCACCGAGGAGACUAUAUUUCAUAUUGUUGAUGGCCUCGACAUCGCUGCAAUUGACACAACACUACGGUCAAUUGAAUGGGCAAUUGCGGAACUGAUAAAUCACCCUGAAGUUCAGAAGAAGCUGAGGCAUGAGAUAGACAGUGUGCUUGGGGUUGGAGUUCAAGUUACUGAGCCCGACACCCACAAGCUCCCCUACCUUGAAGCUGUGAUCAAGGAGACUCUUCGCCUCAGAAUGGGCGUUCCGCUUCUAGUCCCUCACAUGAACCUUCAUGAUGCAAAGCUAGGGGGUUAUGACAUCCCGGCAAAGAGCAAAGUUGUGGUGAAUGCAUGGUGGCUUGCCAACAAUCCAGCUCACUGGAAGAACCCUGAAGAGUUUAGGCCGGAGAGGUUCAUGGAAGAAGAAUCAAAUGUUGAGACAAAUGGAAAUGAUUUCAGAUUCCUACCAUUCGGGGCUGGGAGGCGAAGCUGCCCUGGAAUUAUGACUGCAUUACCCAUUAUGGGUAUUACCUUGGGACGUCUGGUGCAGAAUUUUGAGCUUUUGCCUCCUCCUGGACAGUCUAAGAUCGAUACAGCAGAGAAAAGAGGACAGUUCCUUUUGCAAAUUCUGAAGCAUUCAACUGUGGUUGCCAAGCCAAGAUCAAUUUGAUAAUUGGUGUCUCUUCUUAUCUUUACUUUUGAUUGUCAAAUUGUGGAGUUAUUAGAAACUGUUGUUUCUGCAGUUCUAUGAAUUUGAAAAAUAAAGGCCGAAGUAUACUGCAACUUUGGAUUUA
Daucus carota subsp. sativus is the source of this 1695-nucleotide messenger RNA. RefSeq names its product trans-cinnamate 4-monooxygenase. The transcript is spliced from 4 exons. The record is from RefSeq and is a predicted model, not a curated record. The coding region runs from base 48 to 1571 and encodes 507 amino acids. Lineage: Eukaryota; Viridiplantae; Streptophyta; Magnoliopsida; Apiales; Apiaceae. Gene Ontology annotation, molecular function: trans-cinnamate 4-monooxygenase activity; heme binding; iron ion binding. Gene Ontology annotation, biological process: lignin metabolic process.